This is a messenger RNA of Lodderomyces beijingensis, 2538 nucleotides long. The record is from the annotation of a GenBank genome assembly. Lineage: Eukaryota; Fungi; Ascomycota; Pichiomycetes; Serinales; Debaryomycetaceae.
AUGGCAGUGAGGAAACCAUUAACGCAGUUCACCACCCCGCUAGGCUCUGGAGCAGGCGUGCCGAAAGAACGCCGACCACCAAAAGUUCACGACUCCGAUACGCGUCUAGCUCGACCUUUCAAAGUGCCCUUUAAGUCGCGAGCAGGCACCGAUCCCACGCGUUCAGACGCGUCUUUGUCAUUGCCAUCGCGUCGUCCCGUUCGCUCUUCGAGAAAAUACACCAACUAUGCCGUGGAUGAUAUUGAAAACGCGCAAGACGAAGCUGUUGAUGAGAACGGAGACAUAGUCAAACCCAAGAGGUUUGGCGCGUUACUCCCUCGGGCGUUGAUCAACUCGGACAACAUGAGCCGCAAUGAAUCCAAAUUUAAACGGUCUUUCACUGUCCCCUUCAGUGCCAACAAUGCUAAAAAGGACGAAAUGAUCCGGGCCCCGCCGCCUCCGUUGGGCACAAAAGUGAGGCCUAUUAUCCCCCCGCGCGCGUUGCAUGAUCCCAUGAGCGAGUUCGCGAUUGUGUUGUACGACCCCACGGUUGACGUUAUACCCAAAGACAAUAGUGCAGACGUAUCAAACACGUCGACGGACGAGCCCGAAGUGCUUACUCCGCCUUCGAGCUCGGGCGAGGUAGACGAGAGACCAGCAAAGAGGAGAAAGACGCAUCGUUCACUUGCCGAAAUAUUGGGAAUCGUGACUAACCCCGAAGAGCAGCUAGCCAAGUACCCCAAUGUCCCCGUGGUGAUUGACCCUAAGCUUGCCAAGAUCUUGAGACCGCACCAGAUUGCCGGGGUCAAGUUCUUGUACCGGUGCACCGCGGGGUUGAUGGAAGCAAAUGCCAAAGGCUGCAUCAUGGCCGACGAGAUGGGGCUCGGUAAGACUUUGCAAUGCUUGACCUUGAUGUGGACGUUGUUGCGCCAGUCUCCACGGGGAAAGAGGACGAUUGAAAAAUGUAUUAUUGUCUGUCCGUCAUCGUUGGUGAGGAACUGGGCUAAUGAGAUUGUCAAGUGGUUGGGCGAAGGCGUGUUGACUCCGCUUGCUGUGGACGGCAAGAGCACAAAGUCGAAUGACUUGGGGUUGGCGUUGCAGCAAUGGUCCACUGCGCAAGGUCGGAAUAUAGUGCGACCCGUGCUUAUCAUCUCGUAUGAGACGUUGCGGCGAAAUGUAGACAAGCUUGCUGGUACCGAAGUGGGGCUCAUGUUGGCCGAUGAAGGACACCGGUUGAAGAAUGGCGAGUCCUUGACAUUCACGGCGUUGAAUUCGUUGCGGUGCGAGAGAAGAGUGAUUUUAUCCGGUACCCCGAUCCAAAAUGACUUGUCCGAGUACUUUUCGUUGUUGAACUUUGCCAAUCCGGGAUACUUGGGCACGCGAAACGAUUUUAGGAAAAACUUUGAAAAUGCCAUUUUGCGAGGACGAGACGCUGAUGCCUCGGACAAGGAAAGAGAGAAAGGUGACCAGAAAUUGACCGAGUUGUCGCAGUUGGUGUCCAAGUUCAUCAUUCGAAGAACAAACGACAUUUUGUCGAAAUACCUUCCCGUCAAAUACGAGUAUGUCUUGUUCACGGGGUUGUCGCCCAUGCAAAAGAGCUUGUAUGACCAUUUCAUCACAUCGCCUGAAAUCAAGAAGCUUUUGAAAGGGAUCGGUUCGCAGCCGUUGAAGGCGAUUGGUAUGUUGAAGAAACUCUGCAACCAUCCCGAUUUGCUAAAUUUGCCAGACGAUCUAGAAGGAUGCGACCAUUUGAUCCCCGAUGACUACGUGUCGUCGAUUGCCAACAGCGGGGGCCGAAACAGGGAGAUUCAAACUUGGUUCAGUGGGAAAUUCCAGAUCCUCGAGCGGUUCCUUCACAAGAUCAAUCGCGAGACAAACGACAAGAUUGUGCUUAUUUCAAACUAUACGCAAACAUUGGACUUGAUUGAGAAAAUGUGUCGAUACAAGAAAUACGGCGCGCUUCGAUUAGACGGAACCAUGAACAUCAACAAGCGGCAGAAGUUGGUUGACCGGUUUAAUAACCCCGAAGGCUCGGAAUUCAUUUUCCUUCUCUCUUCCAAAGCUGGAGGCUGUGGAAUCAACUUGAUUGGCGCCAACCGGCUCGUGCUCAUUGACCCGGAUUGGAACCCGGCCUCGGACCAGCAAGCGCUAGCACGAGUCUGGAGAGAUGGACAAAAGAAGGACUGUUUCAUCUACAGGUUCAUCUCGACGGGUACCAUUGAAGAAAAAAUCUUCCAGCGGCAGUCAAUGAAGAUGUCGUUGAGUUCAUGCGUCGUGGACGAAAAGGAAGACGUGGAAAGGUUAUUCAGUGCAGACAACUUGAGGCAGUUGUUUUUGUUCCAACCGGACACCGAGUGCGAUACUCACGACACCUACCAGUGCAAGAGAUGCCGUGCCGACACGGGGCAAUUCAUCAAGGCGCCUGCUAUGUUGUAUGGUGAUGCAACAACGUGGAACCAUAUUAAGCAUUCCCGGAUGAAGGACAACGAGGAUGUUUUGAUUGCGAAUGAGGCUGGUUUCAACGACAUUUCCUUUGCGUUCCAGUACAUUUCGCACUAG